This is a messenger RNA of Thlaspi arvense, 630 nucleotides long. NCBI's taxonomy places the organism in Eukaryota, Viridiplantae, Streptophyta, Magnoliopsida, Brassicales, Brassicaceae. The record is from the annotation of a GenBank genome assembly.
AUGGAGCUCAGGUGCUUCCAGGCCAUCACUUGUUACCAAGCUGUGAUCAAUAACCUGGAAGAGGCGCAUGAACUCAUCGAUACUGCGAUCUCUACUUCUUUAAAAGAAAGCAAACCUGUUUACAUCAGUAUAAGCUGCAACUUACCGGCGAUUCCUCUUCCGACUUUCAGCCGCCACCCUGUUCCGUUCAUACUCGCGCCCAAAGUGAGUAACCAGAUGGGUCUAGACGCGGCGGUGGAGGCGGCUGCUGAGUUCUUGAACAAAUCCGUGAAGCCAGUCCUUGAUGUGUCGACGAUGAUACGGUGUGGGCAAAAGACCAUACUGUUCCUUAUCAACAACGGAGGCUACACUAUUGAAGUCGAGAUUCAUGAUGGUCCUUACAACGUCAUAAAGAACUGGAACUACACGGCUUUUGUUGAUGCUAUACACAACGGAGAAGGUAAAUGCUGGACUGCCAAAGUGACAUGCGAGGAGGAGCUUGUGAAAGCGAUCAAAACUGCGACGAAUGAGCAGAAAGAGAGCUUCUGUUUCAUUGAAGUGAUAGUGCACAAAGAUGAUACAAGCAAAGAGCUUUUGGAAUGGGGAUCUAGAGUCUCUGCUGCUAAUAGCCGUCCUCCAAACCCUCAGUAG